UUCGUGAGCUAAUCUCAAACAGUCGUUGUCCUCUCUCUGUCCGAGCACAUUAGCUUCUCUGAUGCUGAAUGAAUUAUUUACCGAUGCUUUCUAGAUUCGAGCACCGAUAAAUGACUCAUCACUUUCAUCGAUAACAGCUGAGAAGUCUUUGUUCGUGGUGUUUUUUGGUGAUUCGUUAAUUGCUGCCCCGGGGAGGCAGGAGUCCCGGACGAGUGGUACGGACAUCGCCGACGGAGACCGGCGGAGCGUUCCCCUUUAAACACGGUCUUAUGACUGCAGGCUGCCUCAGUGAGACGGACCGACAGCCGGGGACAAGAGGACACUUCUCCCGCUGCACAGGCUGGAGGGUCGCUGGACUCACACGGAUUCACCUCAGCUGUCUGCAGGAUUUUGUUUUCCAGACCACCUGUUGCACCCUGAGGACACUUCCCCUCCUGCAGCUCUGAGGAAAUGCGUCGCCUGCCGGUGGCUUCACUCCUUAUUUGCUUCUGGUUGGUGGAGAGGAGCCACUGUAACGGCAGCCUGCAGGAGAGCAUGGGAGUUCUGCACACCAGGUUCGCCCUCAGCCUCUACCAGACUCUUACCGAGACAGAGAACAACUCCAACCUGAUCGUGUCUCCUGUGAGCGUCUCCUUGUCUCUGGGGCUGCUGCAGUUCGGGGCCAGGGGCAACACGCUGGCUCAGCUGGAGGGGACUCUGGGAUACAACGUCAACGACGCUCAGGUACAUGACCUGCUGUUGCACUCCCAGGGUGCCGUGAGCAACACCAGCCAGGGGAUGUGGCUGCAGCAGACGUGCACGUUAUUCAUCCAGAGCGGUGUCCAGCUCCUGACUGAGUUCACACAGCACGCAGCCGUCUGGGCCAACACCAGUGUGGUCCGAGCCAACUUCAGCCAACCCAACCACACCCGCAGCCUGCAGGAGAGACCGGUCCACAACCACGACGAGACGUGGCCCCUCCAGGCAGGCAGCAGCAGCGGGGAGCUGUCGGGUUCGGGCGAGGCCCAGACGGAGGCUCUGUGGUGGGGCCACCAGCAGCAGAUGGCCCUGGUCAACACGGUGGCCUUCAGGGGCAUCUGGCAGAAACACUUUCUCUUUACCAACACCCAGAACCUGCCCUUCACCCUCUCAGACGGGAGCGCCAUCAAGGUGCCCAUGAUGUACCAGGCCACAGAGGUCAGCUUCGGUCAGUUCAGGACGGCAUCAGACCUGCGCUACACCGUGUUGGAGCUGCCUUACCUGGGCCGCUCCCUGAGUCUGCAGGUGGUCCUGCCCAGCGAGAGGAAGACGCCGCUGUCCUCCCUCGACUCCCAGCUCAACGCUCGCCAGUUGGCGUCCUGGGACACCGGCCUGCGCAGAACCAAGAUGGACAUUUUCCUGCCCAGGUUCAGGAUGCAGAACAAGUUCAACCUGAGGUCGGUGCUUCCUGCCAUGGGCAUCAGUGACGCCUUCAACCCGGCAGCGGCUGACUUCACUGGAAUCUCAGUGGAGGAGGGUCUUUAUGUGUCUGAUGCUUUCCAUGAAGUGAGGAUAGAAGUCACAGAAGACGGGACAAAGGCAGCUGCUGCCACAGCUAUGGUGCUGCUGAAACGAUCCCGUGCUCCUGUUUUCAAGGCGGACCGGCCGUUCUUAUUUCUGCUGCGACAGGUUAACACAGGAUCCGUCUUAUUCAUGGGCCGAGUGAUGAACCCAGCGGACCAGGCACCCUGAAACUCAGUCACACACACACGUUUAAACCCCGACCCCCUAUUUCACUACUGGUAUUUAUUUGUGGACCAACAGGAGGGUCCACGGACACUUCAGGAAGAGGGACAAUAUUUUUGUACAUAUAUGUAAAUAAAAUUUUAAUACAUGUUUUUACAUUUUUGGCUGUUUUGAUCCUUUUCUUCCAUUAUUGUGGAUUAAAAAGUCUAAUUUCUUCCUGAUGCACAAACACACAGAGUCACAUCUUUACAUAACACUUUAUUUACAUGGCCUUUCACAGUGUAAAAUAGAAACUUUAUUCAUGGAAAUACUUACAAAAAGGCCAUUUUACGCAGGACAUUCUCUUUAAAUAGUACUCUAGGGUUAUUUACAUCUUUACAGUGUAUUCAAAAUACUCUUUUGGUAGCGGCCUCUUCACAAACAAAGACAAGUAUGGCAGAUUUUGGUCCCUGUCCGAGGGGGGGGUGGGGGGGGGGGACAGAAAAAGGGCGGCCCCCUGAAUCAGAAAUCGACUCUUGACCUUAGUUCAGAUUAUUUGUGUAUAUUUGAGAAAAGUGAAAAGCCCCGACUGAAGUUUGUUGGAGGAGAAAAAAAAAAA
Messenger RNA from Paralichthys olivaceus (Japanese flounder), 2302 nucleotides. RefSeq names its product serpin peptidase inhibitor, clade E (nexin, plasminogen activator inhibitor type 1), member 3 (gene serpine3). Gene Ontology annotation, molecular function: serine-type endopeptidase inhibitor activity. The record is from RefSeq and is a predicted model, not a curated record. Lineage: Eukaryota; Metazoa; Chordata; Actinopteri; Pleuronectiformes; Paralichthyidae.